AUGCUAGCAUUUACCCUCGCCCUCCUGUGCGCCGGUGUCGCAGCCUUGCCUGGGAGCGCCGACAAGCCUUGCAGCGGCGAGGAGAUCGCCAACUGCUGCGACUCCGGCAAGGGCAAGCUCAAAAACAAAUGCAGUCCAGGUACUUGUCAAACCCCUGCCCUUGAUGUGCGAGGUGCGAAUCAACGCCGUGUCUAA
This is a messenger RNA of Cordyceps fumosorosea ARSEF 2679, 195 nucleotides long. RefSeq lists its product as hypothetical. NCBI's taxonomy places the organism in Eukaryota, Fungi, Ascomycota, Sordariomycetes, Hypocreales, Cordycipitaceae. The transcript has a single exon. The record is from RefSeq and is a predicted model, not a curated record. The coding region runs from base 1 to 195 and encodes 64 amino acids.